Messenger RNA from Pecten maximus, 10021 nucleotides. Its product is annotated as alanine aminotransferase 2-like. Bases 106 to 1581 code for a protein of 491 amino acids. The transcript is spliced from 3 exons. The record is from RefSeq and is a predicted model, not a curated record. NCBI's taxonomy places the organism in Eukaryota, Metazoa, Mollusca, Bivalvia, Pectinida, Pectinidae. Gene Ontology annotation, biological process: biosynthetic process. Gene Ontology annotation, molecular function: pyridoxal phosphate binding; L-alanine:2-oxoglutarate transaminase activity.
GACCUGACCCAGGCGAUAAGGACAGCGGCUGGACUAUACGAAAAGGCUAGGGACAGUUACCAUAAAACUUAUCUCCAUCUAUAUCAGCCAUACAAACUUACCAUCAUGCAGGGGGACAGUCAAGUCAAUGGGAAUGACCACCAUAUUCAAGUCCUCACCAUGGAUAAUGUCAAUCCUCGGGUUCAAGAGAUGCAGUAUGCUGUGAGAGGCCCAAUUGUGGUAAGGGCAACAGAAAUUGAGAAGGAUCUGAAAAAUGGUGUUAAGAAGCCAUUUACCAAUGUGAUGAAAGCUAACAUCGGCGAUUGCCAUGCCACUGGCCAGAGUCCAAACACUUUUUUACGCCAAGUGAUUGCUCUCUGUUCUUAUCCCCCAUUGCUUGAGUCUUCAGAUUUUCCAGAAGAUGCCAAAAGCCGUGCCAGAAGAAUACUUGGCGGAUGUCGUGGGAGCAGUGUGGGAUCCUACAGUGCAAGUGCUGGUGUGGAUACUAUCCGUGAGGACAUUGCAAACUACAUUAGCAAGCGUGAUGGUAUCCCUAGCAAAGCAGAGGAUGUAAUUCUUUGCACAGGAGCCAGUGAUGGAAUCAAAACCAUUUUGUCAAUGUUAAUGACUGGAAAAGAUGGCAAAAAUCGUGCUGGGAUCAUGAUACCAGUACCACAGUAUCCUUUGUACUCCGCCACGCUGACAGAGUACAAUGCUUAUCCCAUACACUACUAUCUUAACGAGGAAAAUAACUGGUCUCUGGACCUUGAUGAACUGAAAAGAGCUCUGAAUUCAUGCAGAGGAGAGUGUGUCCCUCGUGCCAUCUGUGUCAUUAACCCAGGAAAUCCCACAGGCCAGGUAUUGACCAAACAAAAUAUUCAGGAUGUCAUAAAAUUUGCAUCUGAAGAAAAUUUGAUGAUACUUGCUGAUGAAGUCUAUCAACAUAACAUCUAUGCCAAGGGAUCAGCCUUCUUUUCCUUUAAGAAAGUGUUGACAGAGAUGGGUCCACCAUACAACAGGGUAGAACUGGCAUCCUUCAUGUCAGCCUCCAAGGGAUAUCUGGGAGAGUGUGGCUUCAGAGGAGGAUACUUUGAGGUGAUCAACAUGUCACCCGAUGUUAAAGCUUGCCUCCUGAAAUUUAUUUCUGCCAAACUUUGUCCACCUAUUCUUGGGCAGGCUGUCAUGAGUGUUGUUAGCAAUUUCCCAACCUUAGAGGAGCCUUCUGGAGCUCUCUAUGCCAAAGAGAAGGAAGAAGUUUUAGCAGGCUUAGCUAGAAAAGCCAGGAUGGUAACAGACUUGUUCAACUCUAUUGAAGGAAUCAAGUGUAAUGAAGUACAGGGGGCUAUGUAUUCUUUUCCAAGGAUUCUACUUCCUGACAAAGCUGUGGAGGAGGCAAAAGCUCGAGGCCAGACACCUGACUCCUUCUACUGUUUUCAGCUCCUCGAGGAAACUGGUAUCUGUACAGUACCAGGGAGCGGUUUCGGGGAAAAAGAAGGCACCUACCAUCUCCGCAUGACCAUUUUGCCACCUGAGGGAGAAAUUAAGGAUGUUCUUGGUCUUUUUAAGGAGUUUCAUAUGAAAUUUCUCAAAAAGUAUCAGUGAAUUUGAAGAGUUCCAAGCCUGACCUGUAUAUAUGUGAUUUCUGUCUUGAGAAUAUACAAUGGUGUUCAUCAUCAACGAAGACCACAAAGGACACCAGUAGGUGUGUUAGGUAUUACAUGUAUUCACUAAGGUUGGUUGAUAGUCUUUUUUUCAUAGAGUGCACAUUUAGUGCAUAAUUAUUGGACCUAUCUAAACAUCACAUACGUAUCAAAAAAAAAAUCUGUUCAUUUUCCCUAGGGUAAGUCUGACAGCAAAUAUAUAAAUAACUGAUUAUUUCUUUUCCAUUAAUUGAGGGAAUGUGUUGUCCAGGCUUGAUACAAAUAAAAGGUCUUUACUCAGCAAUGACUUAUCAACAAUAUAUACACAGGUUUAACCUGUACUGGGGCCUUUAUCAUUGUCAUCCCAUUUCAAAUAUAUAUAUUUAAAUAUCUCAAAAUAAUGAAAGAGUUGUUGUUGUGAACCAGUCCUGUCUAAAAGAAUAUAGAGCUCCUGACAGAGGUUCCACCCUUUACCACAGAGGACCUGUGUAGUGUCCACCACCCUUUUUGUUUCAUAUAUAAGGGCAUGUGUUGAACAUGAUACCAUGUACCUCUGUAGGGAGCAGAAUUUCAGGCUUAUUUGGUACCAGGUUUUCAUCAAAAGAAUUUUCAGUACUAAGUAUUAUGAUGUCAAGAUAUUAAACGUAAAGAUUAAUUAAUUGUAACAAAAGUCCCACAAACAAUGUUUUUUUUAACCAAAGUUAUUUUAUCCUUGUCAUCCAAAUUCUUGAUAGUAUGAAUUGUAAUAUGUAAUCUUGAACAUACAUGUACCAGACAACUUGUCAAAAGGAAAGCCUUUCUUUCCUAAAGAGCCAGGAUAGCUUUUAUGUUUGGUCAUUAGAAAACAAAAAGUUAUCAUUAUAAUUCCUAAAGUUCUCAUUGCAAUGUUUUUAAAUCUUCCAAAUAAUACAAGAUGCCAGUGUGUCUUCAAGCCAUUUUUUAUCAAAGAUUAUAAAAUGAUUAAUCACUUGUGUACAUUGUUUUAAAUGAACUAUCCCAUAGUAAUGUUGGGCAUUAUACAGACUGUUAUGCAGAAUAGAGAUUGCACAUGAAUCACAUUUAUUUAAUUGACGGUGCUAAUUUUUUAAUAGUUUAUAGAUUAACAAUACACAGUGUUCCUGAAAUACUAAUAUGUAUUGUGUUGAAACUAAAACAGUACACAGCUGAAAUACUUAUGUAUUGUGUUCAUUUUGGCUGUGCUCCCAGGGCACUAACCUAAACCAUGACAACCUCCUCUAUAAACAGUUUUGGACAUAUGCCAGGACCUGCGGCCUGAACCUAUUUCAGGAUUGACAAAGUGAAUACCACAGUCCUUUGUAAUAUAAACUUUAUUUAUUUUACAAACAAUUGAAAGACAAGUUAUAUCAAUUUAUAUUAUUCACACUUGUUGGCCUGCAUGGCAGCAUGCAAGGGGUCUUACCAUACUGUGGGAGGGAACCAGAGUACAGAGGGGAAACCCAUGUGGUCAGCUGGCAGGUGACCCCAAACCUUUUUAGGUCCGAUUGGGGAAUUGAACCCUGCCUGCCUAUAGGUUUAGGGCCUAGCACACAAGUACAAUACAGAGGCAACAAGUGCCUAUAAUGUCUACAUUGUUUUGACAUCAUGACAUAUCAUGAAGAAUACUGUAUGAUAUGGUCAGUUUUUGAAAAAGAUAAUUUUGCAGAUUUUGUAAACUGAAAUAAUUACCCCCCAAUUAUAUUUUGUUCAGAAUAUCAUUAUAUAUUUGCAGGCUACCUUUUACAGUCAUUGUCCUCAAAUAAAAGUAAGUCUGUCUAUAGAAUUUUUUAACUUGGUUCAUAAUGACGGUUUGCGAAAUAAACUCUUGAGUAAAAUCUUGGCAUAGAUAUACAUCUAUAUCUAUAUAAUGCAUUUGAUGUACGCAUGUGAGCAGGUGAUAUUCAAUUUAGUCAUGUACAGGUUAAAUGUGUUCAUCAAUUUCAAGUAAUGUUUUUUUUUUUAUGUUAACUUGAUCAAAUGUUCACAUUGUACAUUCAGGGAACUUUUUUUGACUAAACUCAGAAAGUGUGUUUGUUAGCUAGGCCCAGAAUUAUUUAUUGCUUUGUGACUACCUGUUUUAAGUUGUUUGAAGGAAAAUGGUUAUCUUAUGUUGUCAUAGGUACUUAACUUUGAUUAAUCCAUUCAAAAUAGACAUUCACAUCAAUAUGACAUGCAAAUGUUUUUAAGUUUGAAGCAUUUCUGAUUCGUUAUUCAGCCAUGGAUUUUAAGCAUUUGAAGAAAACUUUUAUCGACCAAAUAUUUUAAGAGAUGGAUUGAUAAAGCAGGAUUUCCUUGUAUUACUGUAAUAAUUUUUUAAGGACAGGUUAAUCAUAUUUCUUUUGCCAAAACAAUUGAUUAAGCAUAUUUUGCCAAUCAGCAGAUGACUAUUGAUUAGAAUUGUUUGAUUUUAGGUAGUGGAUUCGUUUAUAUUCUAGGUAAGUUAAUUGGUAAUAUACCUUAAUAGGUUGGUAUGUAACACUAUCACUCAUUAGUCCUAAUGAGAUCACAUGACGCCAUUUGUUUCUUUAGAAAUACCCUAUGACAUCACUGAGGAGUCAAAAUAAUGUUUUGUGAGGUCCUUGGAAUCUUAUAUUGACAAACAUAAAAAUUAUGUCAUAUGUGCUGAGAUGUAUUUUUAGCAGAGGUUAAUGUAACAUUCCACAGACCUGGCGAAACGAUAUAUUGACCUCCCGGUGAUGAGAUGAUUUUUUUUUGAUUUUUUUUUUAAAUUGAUAUAAAUCAUAUAAUAAAGUAAAUGCAGAUUUUAGUUUUAGGCAAUCCAUGGUUUUACUGACCUGCCCUGAACUAUAUCCCCUCGGGGAAUAUUGUCCAGGUCAGGUUCUGUUUGCCAUGUUUGCCCUCAACCAAAGUCUGUAUUUGUAUAAUGUACCUUACUAGGCAGGUGUAAUUAUAUAAACUCAUUAUAAUCCUGAGAGAAGAUAACAUGUACAUACUGUACAUGAACAGGAUGUAGAUGAAAUAAAAUAUUAUAGGUACUUUUUAAUCUGCCUAGAGGUAGCUUUCAUACAUGUAUACAUUUGUACUUGGAUCAUCUUACAUUAAGAAAUGUAGGCUUUUCUGGAGAAUUUUAUACAGACCUGUGUUCAUAUUAACUUACACAAAUUGUAUAGAAUUUGUGCAGUAAAUUCCCAGAGUGUUAUAAAGAAUGGCCAGUGUUGCGUGGUUUUCAAGAUUUAGAUUUCACACUUCUAAUUUUUUAUUAAGACCUGCUUGUAUGGUAUACCUCAAUUUUUACAUAAAUGUACAUUACAUGUGUAUAAAUGCUUUUAUUAAACAGAAAGGGGUCUUAUCCUAUAAACAUUGCAUGUAUUUAAACAGAUUGAUAAUUUAAAGCUACAAACGACAUCAUUUGACUGUAAAUGUCUUUAAUUUUUAUAUUAUUUUUGCAUGCUGUUUUUUACUAAGAGGACCACAUACAUGUAUAAUUAGAACAGUUAACAUAAAAAAAGUGGUUAAUCAUAUUUUUAUUUCAUCCUCCCCCGCCCCUGCCCCCGCCCCUGCCCCUGUCCCCCUCUCCCUUAGUAAUCCUAACCUUACUUGAACCAAGCUGUGUACAACGCACAGCCAGAAAAAAGUUCUUUUAAAGUCACCUUGUAAAGAUGUUUGCAGUGUUGUAAUACUGUAUUUAUUUGCCAUUGUAAGCAAAUAAAUGGGUCUGACAAAUGUGAUAAACAGAGGAUAUACAUAAAUGUAGGUCGAAUAGAUUAGAUUGCAUAGCAAAAGCAGCCAUAGAAAUGGAACUAUCACCAAAGCUGUUUCUUCUUUUUGUUAAAAGCAAUGUGUUAUUUACAACUUCUUCAUGUUUUAUUGAGUUGAUUUUUUUUUUGAUCUUACAUAAUACAGUCAUGAUUGCUAUUUUAAUUAACUGUGUGAUAAUUAUAACUGCCUAUUUCUGUCCAAUUUUGUUUUUAAAUCAAAAUGUCUUAAAGAUUUUGUUCAUUAUUUAAGAUAUUCUCAUUUAUGAAUUUAAUGGAAAUAUAGGAAAUCUGUAACCAUGCAGUCCAUUUUAUCAAUGCUCUACAAAUGUAUAUUAUGUCAGACAGUGUCAAACAAGUCUUUGGUUAUAUGUACUGUUUCUGUUCAUUAGUAUAUAUGACUGAAGCACACAAAAAACAAACCACACUGACGUACAGAAAUAAAAAAACAACUGAAUAUGUCAAAAUUUGCCAAAAUAUAUACGUCUUAUUAAUAGAUAGACAGGCUAAAAGGAGUGCAAGCGGUUUUUACAAUGAAAACAGAUGACAGUUCUACUGUGAAUAUUGUUAUGUAGAGAGUUGCUUUCCCAUGCAUUUUUUAAGAUAGAAUUAAUCAUGAAAAGCUUAAAAAGUAGACAAUAUAGCAAAAAUGAGUCUUUAGAAGAAAAAAAAAAUCACGAAAAUACGAUUUUUCGAAAAAAAACCUACAAACAAUGAACCUUCAGAGAGACAACAAAACCUACACACUAUUUUCAUAUCAUUUUGUGGAUUCAGAGCAAAUUUACACCUUUAUCAUGAAUAUGAAGUACUUUAAAGGACAUGCAGAAAUUUUAUAAAAUUGUGUUCUAUAAUUAUAGAAGUAUUUCUUGCAGGAUGAAACGUACUGGAUGUUGCAAUCUUUUAACACCUUUAUCAGAACUGUUUUAUUGGUGUGCUCUUCUAAUCUGUCCUCAGUAGAUUACAUACAGCUGUGAUAUAAACCCUGUUUUAUUACUGUUUACUGUCAGCAUUUUGCUAUUCCAGCAUGUUAUUAAGUUUAUCAAGUCCAUUCCCUUAUAACUAGUUUCUUAGUUGUUGUUGUUGUUGUUGUUAUGACUGCAUAUUCAAUAAUCUUUUAUUUAUUGCAGUUAUUUGUUAGCUGUUAGACGUUAAGUGUAAAUUCUCUAGUUUUAGUUGUUUUAGUGUAAAGAAACAUUAUAGUUUGACCAUACAAGCUAGUCAGUGGUAUAGAGUCAGUCUGAUAUUAGCAGCUCUAUUUGUUUUAUUAUUGCUGAAUAUUGGGACAUACUUAUGUAAUUCCAUGUAUCAGAAAAAAAUAUGUACUAAUGUAUGUACCAGUUAUUUUGUAAUUUUGUAGUGACCAUCUUGAUUGUUUUAAUUACUGGAAAUUGCCCUUUUUCAGAAAUUUUGUAUUAGGGAAUAUUUGAAAGAUGAAGAUCUCAUGUAACUAAUCAGUUAUUAAUUAAGUACCAGUAUUUACACUAUCUACAUCUUGUUUAUAUAUAUACACCUAUAUAGAGAUAACAAAAAAUCAAUUCCUUGUGAAGGGAAAUAUAAAAAGCAAUACAACUUCGACUUUUCCGCAGAGCCUUUCUACCUUCAUAGGCUCUUUCAGGCAGACUGCAUAUGAAGAAGAUUUGAAAUUCUUGUUUUCAUUAAAAUGAGCCGAUGCAAAAUUCAAGUUAGUGUGUUUUGAUCAAACAUAACGAGACCUAAACGUUUCGUCAUAAAUUGAUAUUGAGAGUGUUUUUUUAACAGCGUGGUUUUAUUGAUAUGUAAGUAAGAUUGAUGUUAUCAUAUAUAAUACAUUGUACAGCACAUGAUUUUUGCAAAAUUGUAGUUUAAUACUGGUAUGUAGAAUGUAGGAUUCGUUGUAAUUCUUUAAAUUUAGAAAAAUAAUCAUGUAAGGGCAAGGGGGUAAAAAGUGAAUGAAUUCAACAGUAAAUGAGGUCACAGCAUAGAAUGAAACUCAUCAUUUCCCAACUAAAACUUAAAUGUGGAUGGACAGGGUGACUCAUCAUUAUAAUAGGGUCAAACUACAAUAUCUGUAUGGAGUGAUUUAACAUGACACAUCGUUAAGAAGGUCAAACUGCAGAGUCUAAGUUGAUCCUACAAUUAACUUUUUGACAAGAAAAUAGAUAAUUGUGUCUUUUCCUAUAAAUAAAUCCAUAAAAAUAAGUUAAUUAUGUGUAUUCAUUUAUUAGGAUUUAUUAGGAAACAUUAUGGACGCAGGCUGAAAGCCUCUAUAUCCAUAUCCAGUAAAUUACAAAGAAAUAAUAAUUAGAUAAUAUCAGUCCGGUGCAAUGUACAUGUGGCAUUUGGAGAUUAUUGUUCUUUAUAUAUAAACCGGUUAUUUUUCCAAUAAUUGUCCAACAGGAUUUCAAACUGAUAAACAGUUUCUGCAUUUAUGACAUGUUGGGAAAGACUGUUCCAGAGAUCAACAAUUCAUAUAACCAUUUCAAACCUUGCUGGACUUUUUAAACUCUAUAAAUAAAACUUGAUUGCUCAGUAAAAACAAAUCCAUUUCUCCAUGUAUCUUUCGAACCUCCAACUGCAGCCACAUUUUACGAUGAUGUAGUACAGGCAGCAUGUCGACUGAUAACGAUAUAAUUUGUAAUUACAUCUAUUUUUACGAUAUUCCACAUUGAAAUAAUAUUCUAGUAAAAAGAGUACCCACGCUUUGUACAUUUAAGGUUGAAUUACUCUGUAGCGAAGGUUGAAUGACAUAACAUUUAAUAUGAUAUAUAUAUUUUUAUAGUAUUUUCAUACACGGAAACUAGAUGUCACCCGUUUAAAAGUAUUGACAUAAUUAGUAUUCUAAAUUUUAAUUUAAUACUAUUAAUACAUAUACGACUUACUAAGAAGUCGAUACAUCGGUUAUAUGUCUCAACCAAAAAAUCAAACAUUACCCACUUUAUAUUGAAAUUACGUUAUGUGAUAUCCUUUAUUGAAAACGAUAUAAUCCUGUUUAAAAUCCUCGUUAUUGUUAAGAGUUCUCUGUACUCCUUUGUUCAUGGUGAUAUUUUUGUAUAUGUUAUGUUAAUGAAGUAUGUCCCAUUGGUAAAGGAAUUCUCUAGUCCUGUUACAGAAGUAAUGUACAUUUGUAAAUGUAUUCAGGUUUUUUUUCUUCAAAAUAUCCGUUAACUUUGUUUACCUACCGCGCAAACGUCUACAUAUGUUGACAUUAUGCACACGACACUUUACUUAUACACACACACUUGUGUCUAGAAUAUUGCUCUAAUUGAUAUAGGUUAGCCGUGACUCAUCCUCAUCAACAAAGAAACUUACAUAACCCCUCAAAGAGCUUUAAGUGUAUUGUGUAUCGUCUCCGUUUAUAUAGAUCUGUGUAACUAGAGGCAAUGAUUGAUUUAUAUCCAUGAUCCAUUUAUGCUAGUUUUAUAGAACCAGAUAACAUUUAAGAUAUAUAAUACUCUAGUGCGAAAUAAAAUUCCAUAUCAACUAGCUUGAGAAUAUGUCGGGAAAAUGAUUAUGUACAUCAUGAAAAUACACCGUACUUAUUACUUUAACGUUCAGGAUAUAAAAUUAUGAUGCAUAUUUUAAUAUGAUUUUUUUGUACACUGAUUGGCUUGGAUGUCGCAAAAUAAUCUGUUGGUGUUGAAAUAUAUAAUAUGUUUUUACCUUGUUACGAUUGCCAACUGAUAGGAUACCACGAAACAACGUUAACGUUUAUGAUGAAAAGAAGUAUGGUGUUGAAAAUAACUGCAUGAAAUAUCAAUCUGGUCUGUCAGACAUUCGUUACCUAUAAACAUCUACGAAUAUAGUGACUAUGUGUUAAAAAGAAACACUAUAUUGAUAAAGAAUAAUCACGUGACUUUAAUAAAGUUGAUACUAUUGAUAUUGUUCGAGACUGCAAAUUAAGGACAGCAGAUGAUAUAUAAAGCAAACCGUUCACAAUAUUUUCCUGAAAGUAGAUCAAAUCAGGAAUAGCCAAUAUGUUUCAUCACGAUUUAGGGAUUAUACUAAAUAUCUGAUGUUUAUUGUAAGGGCCAAGAGCGUUACAUCUUCGUAGGUUAAACAGGAAUUCAAUUAUAUUAAAAAAUUGACAUGAGUAAGUAAUACACAGAUAUUUCGAAAUAAACAUUUUUGCUUGAAUAAUACGUGUAAACCAAUGUGACAGCUUUGUCGCAGAUGUACAUAUAUACGUUUAUUGACUUGUUUUGAAUUAAAAGAAUUUAACGCAAUUUACUACAUGAAAUAAGUGCCAAUAUACCCAUGAUAAAACCUUUUAAAGCAUGUAUAUGCUGUUUAUGUCAUCUGUGAGGUGCCGUUGUUCAAUGAUAUGGUACAUCGUACAUACAUGUAUAAUUUUGAGUGUUCAUAUUAACACUAAUCUGUUCAAGGUUUUUGUUUGAAGUAGAGUCACUAUUUCAUGUGUUCAUUUAGACUAAUCCAGCAGCUGCCUUCUUCUUGUGUUUAAUUUGUUCACAUUUUUUUAAUGUUGAACCGAUUAAUUUUGUGUGAUUAAAACAAGGGUACAAUAUAUUUCCUCCUAAAAUAUUUAUGACAUGGUAGUACGUGUAUAUAUUCUAAAGAGCUUUUAUUUGAAUUUCUGAUGAUUGUGUAAUAUUUCUAAUGAUUGUAUAAUAUUUCUGCUUACAUAAUAAUAACUGCCUUGUGUUAUACCAUAGCUUAUGCAAAAUAGCUUGAAAAUAAAAUGUUUACAAAUUC